This is a messenger RNA of Triplophysa dalaica, 1094 nucleotides long. RefSeq names its product EF-hand calcium-binding domain-containing protein 9-like. Gene Ontology annotation, biological process: flagellated sperm motility. Gene Ontology annotation, molecular function: calcium ion sensor activity. Gene Ontology annotation, cellular component: cytoplasm; sperm principal piece. The coding region runs from base 3 to 530 and encodes 175 amino acids. The record is from RefSeq and is a predicted model, not a curated record. Lineage: Eukaryota; Metazoa; Chordata; Actinopteri; Cypriniformes; Nemacheilidae. The transcript has 4 exons.
AAAUGAAAUUAAGAAAAGGAGUAUUUUUCCAUAAUUUGGAUUUUGACACGAAUCAUUGCCUUUUCUCUCUAAGUAAUACUAGAGUACUAUUUGAAUAUUUCUGUCUUCUGGACGUUCAUCUCAGACGCUCUUUAAAUGACGUCCAGUUCUACUGCUUCAUGAGGCAUGUGACAGACCUGAAAAGGUCAAAGAUAAUGCUGACCUUUGACAUGCUGGAUUUUGAUGGGGAUGGAGAAAUACGCUUUCAUGAGUUUUAUAUACUAGCCUGCAUUCUUCUCAGUAGUAAGCACCAUGUGGAAAAUAGGUUCCUCCAUAGGCAUCCCCAUUCUACCUUUAAUAUGCUGGAUGUGGACGACAGUAGAACCAUCAACCUAAACGAAUUCAAAUCUUUAGGUUUCCUUUUCAACCUGAAGAGUAAGCAGAUCGAAAAACUCUUCAGUGAUUUUGACACGAGUCAUGAUGAGCGUCUGAAUUACAAGGAGUUCCAGAUGUUCACCAACAUGUUCUUCCUCAGCCAAGAAAAAGAGUAAAAUCUUGCACAGGAUGAUGUUCCCAUUUCAUGACAAUUGCUGAUUUUGUCAUGCUUACAAACAUGUCUUAAAACGCAUCUCUGUAAUAGAACAAUAGUAAGUUGGGGUUAAUGAGGAAGUCAUUUAUUAAGAAUGAAAUGGGGUUAGAUAAUUCAAGUUUUGUUAUUGUUGCAUUCUUUGUCCUUAAAAACCUUUAAACUAUUUAAAAGUUUCAACCACAAGGCCAUUUUGAGUGAAACUGAGCUUUCACACAAUUACAUAGCCUGAAUAGCAAGGAUUGAAGGGAGAGAGUAUUUACUAAGACUGACUUCCCACAUUUGCCACUAAAAAGGAAGUUUUCCUGUCGCCUACAACAUCUAAAAACACGUGUCCUAUGACAUAGUGUCCUUUUUUAUUUGUAUUCAGAUUUGAUUUUCGCAUUGCAUAACUCACAUAGAUAAGAGGUAUUGUUAGUAGGCAACUGAUACUGUCUUAGAUACUUACAAAAUACUGUAUUUUAUAAUUCUAUGAACUGUAGUAUUCCUUUUAUGUUUUGUAUCUUUAAACUAGUAAAGAAGACAGCUA